AUGGGCACGGAGGAGGAGGAGGAGGCGGAGAAGGGGAAGGUCAGCGGCGCUUUCCGCUUCCUGCGGGGCGGAGCUCAGCGCACCCUCCGCGCUCCCCGGGGCGGUUGCUCGCACCGCUCCCCGCCCUCCGCGUUUCGUCGCCGGGUAACGCUCCGUCCCCUCGGCCCGCUCCGUCCCCUCGGCCCGGCCCGGCCCGGCCCGGCCAUGUCCGGUCACAGCCCGGGGGUGCCCCGGCGCUUCCAGGAGCUCACCCUGUACCGCGGUUACGGGCAGCCGCCGCUUCACCCCCGGUUCCGCACCACCAACCAGACCUACGGCAGCAGGGCCCCCACGGUGCACGAGUUGCCGAACUCCUUCCACUCCAUGCCGCACAAGUUUUCGGAUCACCUGAGCAAGAGUGGCAUGUACAGGAACGACAGCCUGAACACAUCCCUGGAGAAAAGCCACUGCACCGGCUCUGACACCUUCAUCACCGCCUACGAGCACCUGGAUUUCCACCCCAGCUACAACCCCAGCGGCCCCUCGCACUGCCGGGACCAGCCGCUGUAAGGAGCGCUGCAGUUCUGUCUGCCCGCCCACAGCCAGCCUUGGUACUCAAUGGAGCCGUUAGAGUACAGAGGGAAUGGUAUUAGGUGUAAUAUAUUAAAGAUUUAAGGUGGUUAAGUGUGUUAGGUAGCUCGUGUGAAGCAUUUUAACUGAUUUAUCAGCGGUGGAUAUAUAUACUAGAACGACAUAAAUUCCCCUUCUCCCCUUCUGUCACUAAUGACCCUUUACACUCUUGCCUCAUGUACCACAUUUCAUUAAAAAUUAAGAUCUAAA
This is a messenger RNA of Sturnus vulgaris (Common starling), 819 nucleotides long. RefSeq names its product piercer of microtubule wall 1 (gene PIERCE1). The record is from RefSeq and is a predicted model, not a curated record. Gene Ontology annotation, biological process: axoneme assembly. Gene Ontology annotation, cellular component: axonemal microtubule. NCBI's taxonomy places the organism in Eukaryota, Metazoa, Chordata, Aves, Passeriformes, Sturnidae.